GUAGGAGAUCGCGGCUUACAGCCAGUUGACGCUCAGCCGACACACGAUUCGCGUCGCGCGCAAGCCAGUUUUCCCGCGCGAAUUUAAAAAGCGCGUGUUCCAAAUUUAAAUUGCAAGUUCCUUUCGAUCGUUCCGCGGUACACAACAUGCCUAAAAAGAAAUAAAAUAGUUGAAAUCAAGUCGCGUUUUAAGUUAUUUUAUAUAUUAUUUCAAAACAUGUGCUAAAUUGUGAAUUCGUGUUAAUGACAUUUGUUUAAGUGGCGUAUUCGGGUGUAAAAAUCUGUGAUAGUACAUUGCUGUGAAACUUUGUACCCAGUGCAUAACUUUAACCGUUCGGUUGUAUUCCAGUUUCGUGAAAUUAAAUUUCGCGAAGCGUUCGAUAAUUUUUCUUUAUGAUAGGUCCAUAUAUGAAGUGUCAACAUUUCUACCCCAAACAUUAUGAUUUACAAAUGGAUAUUAUGAUAAGAGUGAAGUGUUGCCAAGAAACUAAAAACCCAAAGUGACGAAGUGCCAUUUGGUGUCUGUAGUGCUACGUUCCGCUGCUCCCUUACCUGUUUAUUAAAUCGUUACCAUGUCGGACAAGACUACAUCGUCGGUCGGCCCGAGAAGUUUCGAGACUAUUUCCGAGGAGGAUGGGCAGGAUGGCUCGCCCUGGGACAAGUUGUUAGGAGACGAAAAGAGUACUGUUCCUAUUAUAAUUAAGACCGAAGCUUCGAGCACGACUUCUAGAAGCGGAGAGGAGGUUUCCCUACAUCCUCAGGCCAUCGACUUGGAGUCUAACAAGCUGACGCGCUCGAAGAGCCUGGUGCAUCAGAGGAGGAACAGCAGCGGGCUUCUGGCGGCCAUCCCGCGGCAGUUGAGGAACUCCUUCUCCUUGAGAGGGGUCCACAGCGAACCGUCCAGCGUCAAAGACGUGCCCACCACACGGAAUGACAGCUCCCUCAACCUUCUACUUAGAUACCGUCAAGCCCGUUAUGCAGCGAGGCGCGUGAGAAAGCGCGUCAUCUUCAAACACGGCGAUUGCAACGUCGUGCAAUGGAACGUGGCCAAGCGCAGACGCCGGUACCUCCAGGACAUCUUCACGACCCUCGUGGACGCGCAGUGGCGCUGGACGCUGAUGGUGUUCGCGCUCUCCUUCAUCCUCUCCUGGUUGCUGUUUGCGCUCAUCUGGUGGCUCAUCAUCUUCACGCACGGAGACCUAAACCCCCCCGCCAACAACACCGACCCCAUCAUCCCCUGCCUCAACAACGUCAACACCUUCACCGGUUGCUUCCUGUUCUCCGUCGAAACUCAACACACCAUCGGAUAUGGAUCCAGAACAACGAAUGAGGAGUGCCCAGAGGCUAUAUUCGUUAUGUGCCUGCAGAGUAUUGUUGGAGUCUUCAUUCAAGCAUUUAUGGUGGGUCUAAUAUUCGCGAAGCUGGCUCGAGCCAAAAAGCGUAACACCACGCUCCUGUUCUCGAGGAACGCGGUCAUUUGUCUGAGAGACGGCGAAUUCUGUCUCCUAUUCAGAGUGGGUGACAUACGCAAGUCGCAUAUACUCGAAGCGCACGUCCGUGCUCAGAUUAUUCGGAAAAAGAUCACCAGAGAAGGCGAGGUGCUCCCGUUCUACCAGCAAGAGUUGAAAGUCGGCGCCGACGGAGAGGAGGACCGUCUCAUGUUCAUCUGGCCCAUGACCAUCGUCCACAAGAUCAACGAGAAGUCGCCGCUCUACAAUCUGUCGGCCGCCGACAUGCUUAGGGAGAGAUUUGAAAUCGUCGUGAUGUUAGAGGGUGUGAUCGAGUCUACGGGGAUGACCACGCAGGCUCGCAGCAGUUUCCUCCCGUCGGAGAUUCUGUGGGGGCACCGGUUCGAGACUAUGGUGACGUUCAGGAAGGACACUGGAGAAUACGAGGUCGACUACACGAGCUUCAACAACACCUACGACGUGGACACGCCGCUGUGCUCGGCGAAGCAGCUCGACGAGCUGAGGGCGACGGUGUCUACUUCUCAGAAACUAGAUCGUUUGCUCGGCACCAUACCAAAGACCUUCUCCAACGACACCCUGGACCUCAGCUCCGUGGACUCCAUGUCUCUGGACGAACAUAUAGAGAUCAAGAUCCCCGACGCGAGGGCCAAGGAGAACCGGCUGCUCGCCCAAAACAAUUUCGUACAGAACAUCAAUGAGAAAUCUAGAAAUACCAGCCACAAUCACCUAGCCGUUGAGACCGGCCAAGAAUUACCCAAGAUUCAGAAUCAUCAUGAACAUGAAAGCCACAAAAAUGGAGAUGCGAAGGAAGCUCAUAUGCAUAGAAGCCAUAGUCACGCUAGUAUGAAGAAGGUGCAUGGCCUCACGCCAAACGGCAUCGGCCAUCACGGACAUGAAAAUAAAGUCGACGAUAUCAACAGAAUAAAGAACCUAUGUCCGCAGAUCGCCAAGUGCGAACCAGCUGGCGGCGCCCCCCACCAUCCCCAUCCUUGUGACGGAGGCCGACGUCGCCUGACCUCCUCCAACCCCGCGACCCCUGGCAUCCCCGGGACCCCCGGGACCCCUGCGACCCCCUCUGAGGCCGCACAACAGAGAACACCCACGCAGGGUUAAGAACAGAGUUCGCUUCAGCAGCGAGAGUACUGAGAACAUGUGGGUAGAUGGCGCUAUGAGUACUUAAUUUAUCGUAGUAGUACGUAAAUACUAAAGAAGAUAUGCCUCUUUUGUGGGUCAUUGAGUUCUAUCGAUUCAUUUUCGUGGACAUAUUGUUACAUUAAUUAAUUUUUGAUAGCAAUGUCGGUUAUUUUGUAGAGAUUUCAUAUUUCUUUCAAAUAACUGGAAAGACGAUCAAAAUCUACUUCUUUAAGAUACUUUGCCAAGAUCACGCACGAAAGUAGCCUUUUUCAAAAAUAAUCUGAAUAAGACUACUUUCGUGCUGUAUUUUUUUUUUGUUAUUUUUGUCAGGAAAACUUCUUCCUUUUUUCUUCUUGUAACUUCUUUAGUAUUAUGUAAUACUUAAUAUGUUUAAGUGCAAACUUUUAGUAUAGGUAGUACAGUGACUUUUCCGUCAGAUUGUCCUCUUAGUUUUGUCUGAUAUGUGGAAAAACAAUAACACUCACAGCGUGCCUGUGUAAAAAAUAGUGCCAAAUAAAGUCUUCCUUUCUGUUUUAUUCCAUUUACAUAAUAAUUUUACAUACUUGUACAAUUGAUUUCAUAACAGUGACAGGAAAUACAAAAAAGGCUUCACUUAUCUAUCCGAAUUUUCUUAGUGACUAGGUUUCCUAUCUGUGUAUGAGAUGAGAACGGAAAUAACGAUUUCCCUUUUUAUGUAGUAAAUUUGAUAAUGUGCGAGUGAAUUUAUUUAAAAUUUUCUAGACCAAGUAUUUAUUCGAAUAAAUGCGGCCAAAAAUUGCGGAGCUAAUUUAUAACAAGAGCUUUAAUUUUUUAUGAUAACUAUCAAAUUUUUAUCCUUCAUAAUCAGUAACUUGACUUAAGUAAUACCUGCCUACUGUAUGUCAGCGCAUAAUAUAUUCACAUAUCUGAUCUUUAAAUCAUGAAAGAUUAAUUCUAGGUAGAGUCAAGAUACUGAUUAUGUUUUCUUAGAUAGGUACUUUUAGACAUACGAGUAAAAUGACACCACGAUCUGUCUUUUUAUGCGAAAUGAAAUGCUCCGCAGCGUGUAUCAAACGUGUUUGUAGGAAUAAAGUCUGUAAUAAUACUGUCGGUAGUUGAACUAACGAUAGAUGUGUAGUUAAUUGCUGAUUAUUUCAGUUUAUAGUAAAUAUUAGAAAUCCGUUGCAUUACGGUCCAAAUGAAUACAGUAAGUGCGUGAGAUACUUACUUGUUUUGUCGUUUGGAUGGUGGUUUUUAUGAUACUCUCGCAAUCCUGACCUGAUUUAUUAAUUUGUUGGUUUGUUAUCACAAAUCAGAUAUCACAACAAACAGCUUAUUUCUGGACAAUUAAUUAAUAAAGACACUAUCCAUCCAUGUCGAUACUCAUCAUUAUUGUAAUGUAGUAUUGUAACUCAGGGAUAAAAAUUAAAAGUAAUACCUACCAUAUCCGUACACGGCGGGAAGAAAUUGAUAUCCGGUGGGAAAAAAUGGAAGAAAUUUGAACCUUAUGUAAUUUUAUUUAAAGUUCAAAUUUCUUCGGUAUAAUAUAGAGUUAUCAACUUCUUCCCGCCGUGUAAGGAUAUAUUUUGUAAUUCUUCGAGUUCACACUAGAGGGGAGUUUUAUUUCUCCAGAUAGCGUCACCUAUACAAUAAUGAUGAGAUCUAUUAAUUAUUUAUAACGUCCUAAAUCAGAACGUUUUUGUCUCUACAUUCUUUUGACACAUUUUUGACGAAGUGUUUUGAAAUGAUGUAGAAACACUUGAUGACAAACGUACCUAUCCAAAUAGAUUAGGUGUUCGAACACCCAUAAUAUCUAACGCUCAAUUAAAACAUCUUUUUAACAUACUCGGGUUAGGACAGUGAAGAGUAACUGGGCUAUAACCGCGAAAAUCGAAGUUCGCCAAUUGCGGGCAUUUUUCUCUGUCACUCUAAUUAAGCCUGUAGGAGCCUGGAGUAAAAGAGAAAGAUCCCCGCGUUUUGCGAAUUUCGGUUUUUGCGGUAGCCCUGUCACUUUGAAUUUUAAAGUCUGAUUAGAAAAUCAGUGGCCCCUGUUUAUUUAUAACACAGUGAAAUAAAACAUUGUAUUUAAUGUUAGAUACAUAAGUUUACUUAUAUUUAUUAUUUUCCUUUAUGUAUUAUGUUUUUAAAGUCAAAUUCAGUAUAUUUAUUUAUUGGCAAUUUUAACAUUGAAUAUAAUUCAUAGAUAGGUACAUAAGCGGUCGUAUUCACUAGAUGUAUCUUAAAUGUAAAUUAAGUAAACAUUGGUGAGAAAAUAAUGGAUUAUUCAGUGUAUUAGCAUUAUGUAGAUAUGAGACAUUUUACAUAGUAAUGUUUAACCUGGGAAUGGUAAAUUAAUAAACAGUGUUAAUCGCUAAUUUUCGUAAUUAAACUUUAUGGCGUGUUCACUUUUGGUUAAUAACGAUUUGAACUAUACUUGAUUCGCCGGUUAUAAGUCUCGAGUGACAGCGCCAUCUAGGGAUUUAUAAAAGACAUAGUUUUCUAUUUCGAGAAGGUGACACUCUUUAUUAGUUUAUUACUACUGUGUGGUUUUACGUAACUAUGAUUGGUAUUCCACUUGUCCAAUUUCUUGGUUCAAUGUGCAUUGCGUCUCACUCUAUUAUUAAGCGAAAUGUGAGAUGCAAAUAUACAUAAGACAAAGAAUAAUUGAAGUAAGGAAUCGAACAUGAAGUGUGAUAAAAACUAAUCAUUAGUCGGUCUUUUCGUACAAAGUACGUGUCUGUUAUAUAUUUACUAGUGAAAUAUACAGCUUUUGUAUUGCCAUUGGGACAUUUUUUACAAUAUUUAUACAACAUAAGUAUUAGAAAUGCUAUGAUUAGGUGGAGCAAGUGCCCUGCAUGGAACAAGUGCCACCCUUAAAAUAACAGGUAAAAAGGGCUAAUUAUAGAGUCGGACCAAAAAAAGUAUGCAGCGGAUUUGAUAGCCCACGCAGUGUAAGUGUUAUUUAUACGUCAUAAUUUCAUAGAAGUUUGACGUUUAAAAUAAAACAUGCACUGCAUGGGCUAUCAAAUCCGCUGCAGGUUAUGAAUGCUGCUGCAAAUGAUCUUGGUCUGACUCUAGAACCGUUGUCUCACCUCAUUAUAGCCUUUGUAGUUAUAAAUAUAUAUUUAUCAAUAGGAUAAAUCAUUAUUAUAUUUUUGUAUAGACUGUUGUUAAGGCGAUAGAAUAAUAAUACUGCUUAAUAAUAAUCGUAUCUACGAUGCCAAAAAUAUCUAUAUAUUUAAUAUGAUAUAAAGCGCAUACAUUUAAUGUUGCCUAAAUUGUAGUCAGAAUCGGAAGUUUAGUUUAAAGGUGACAGUUCAUUUUCCACCGGCAGCUGCAAUACUGUUCAUUUUACUAUGGAAAUUGACAAAAACAUUGUGUUCAGUACUAGUAGUGCAGCUGCGGUCAGAAAUGGAAUGUUACCAUAAUUUAAAAAGUCUUAUUCUAUUGUCUAUGAGACACAGGGGCCUCCACAGCGCGGGCGCUGUAGCUAUACGCUUGAAUUUGUAUUGCCUUACCUAACCUGACGGUUCCUCUACACGAUGGGCCAACGCCGGCCACUCCAAUGGACGCAGCCAUGCGGUAGAAUGAGGUAACAAUAUCACUACCUCUAACGCAUAAAUGCGUCCCUUGGAGUGUCCGGCGUUGGCCCAUCGUGUAGAGGAGCCAUGAUACCUAGUGUUCAUCAGAAUAGAAAGGUAUUAUAUACAAUAAUGACAUA
This is a messenger RNA of Cydia fagiglandana, 6302 nucleotides long. Its product is annotated as G protein-activated inward rectifier potassium channel 3-like. The coding region runs from base 572 to 2581 and encodes 669 amino acids. Gene Ontology annotation, cellular component: plasma membrane. The transcript is spliced from 9 exons. Gene Ontology annotation, biological process: potassium ion import across plasma membrane; regulation of monoatomic ion transmembrane transport. The record is from RefSeq and is a predicted model, not a curated record. NCBI's taxonomy places the organism in Eukaryota, Metazoa, Arthropoda, Insecta, Lepidoptera, Tortricidae. Gene Ontology annotation, molecular function: inward rectifier potassium channel activity.